Molecule: messenger RNA, 1372 nt
Organism: Cervus elaphus (red deer)
Lineage: Eukaryota; Metazoa; Chordata; Mammalia; Artiodactyla; Cervidae
Product: chymosin
Exons: 9
Coding region: 90-1235 (381 amino acids)
Biological process (GO): proteolysis
Molecular function (GO): aspartic-type endopeptidase activity
Source: RefSeq, a predicted model, not a curated record
UGGGCUCCCAGCCAGAGGGAACCCCGCACCCUCUAUAAAAGCUGUGGGAGUGGGCCCUGGCUGCAGUGGUGGCUGGACCCAGAUCCAAAAUGAGGUGUCUCGUGGUGCUACUUGCUGUCUUCGCUCUUUCCCAGGGUGCCGAGAUCACCAGGAUCCCUCUGUACAAAGGCAAGCCUCUGAGGAAGGCGCUGAAGGAGCGUGGGCUUCUGGAGGACUUCCUGCAGAAACAGCAGUAUGGCGUCAGCAGCAAGUAUUACGGCCUCGGGGAGGUGGCCAGCGUGCCCCUGACCAACUACCUGGAUAGUCAGUACUUUGGGAAGAUCUACCUCGGGACCCCGCCGCAGGAGUUCACCGUGCUGUUUGACACUGGCUCCUCCGACUUCUGGGUACCCUCUAUCUACUGCAAGAGCAAUGCCUGCAAAAACCACCAGCGCUUCGACCCGAGAAAGUCGUCCACCUUCCAGAACCUGGGCAAGCCCCUGUCUAUCCGCUAUGGCACGGGCAGCAUGCAGGGCAUCCUGGGCUACGACACCGUCACUGUCUCUGACAUUGUGGAUGUCCAGCAGACAGUAGGCCUGAGCACCCAGGAGCCUGGUGACGUCUUCACCUAUGCCGAGUUCGAUGGGAUCCUGGGGAUGGCCUACCCCUCGCUCGCCUCAGAGUACUCAGUGCCCGUGUUUGACAACAUGAUGAACAGGCACCUGGUGGCCCAAGACGUGUUCUCGGUUUACAUGGACAGGAAUGGCCAGGAAAGCAUGCUCACGCUGGGGGCCAUUGACCCAUCCUACUACACAGGAUCCCUGCACUGGGUACCCGUGACUGUGCAGAAGUACUGGCAGUUCACUGUGGACAGUGUUACCAUCAACGGUAUGGUUGUGGCCUGCGACGGUGGCUGUCAGGCCAUCCUGGACACGGGCACCUCCCUGCUGGUCGGGCCCAGCAGCGACAUCCUCAACAUCCAGGAGGCCAUUGGAGCCACCCAGAACCGGUAUGGCGAGUUUGACAUCGACUGCGACAGCCUGAGCAGCAUGCCCACUGUGGUCUUUGAGAUAAAUGGCAAAAUGUACCCACUGACCCCCUCCGCCUAUACCAACCAGGACGAGGACUUCUGUACCAGUGGCUUCCAGGCUGACAGUCGUUCCCGUCAUUGGAUCCUGGGGGAUGUUUUCAUCCGAGAGUAUUACAGCGUCUUUGACAGGGUCAACAACCUCGUGGGGCUGGCCAAAGCCAUCUGAUCACAUCGCUGACCAAGAACCUCACUGUGCCCACACAGCUGCACAUACACACACACACAUGUACAUGAGCACACGCGCACACACACAGAUGAGGUUUUCAGACAGAUGAUUCUCAAUAAAUGUUGUCUUUCUGCAAA